AAUCAAAAGAGCCAGAAAUAGUAUUGCUCCGCAUUUCUCUUCUCCAUCCUUCUUCUCUUCUCUUCUCUUCUCUUCUCUUCUCCCUCAUUUCUCUUUCCUCUUUCUCCCUCCAUCUUCCUUUCCUUCCCCCUUCAAUCUCCCACCCAGAAAACCAGAGAUUAAACAAAAAGAUGAUACACCUUCUAUACACAGUAAUCUUCGGCGAAGCAGCCAUGAUAAUGCUGCUCCUUUUCAAAACCCCAUUACGAAAGCUUGUGAUUGCAAUCCUUGACAAAAUCAAACGCGGUCGAGGCCCAAUUGUAGUCAAGACUGUAUCUGCUACAAUCUCUAUUGUUUUCAUUUCCACCAUUUAUAGCACGCUCAAGAUCCAACGCCGCGCAAUCGGUGAUGAUGGCGCACCUGAGACACUCAGCCCCACUGAUCAAGUCAUCUUUACCAGGCACCUUCUAGAAGCUUCUCUCAUGGGAUUCAUCUUGUUUCUGGCUCUCAUGAUUGAUCGUCUGCACCACUACAUCAGAGAACUCCGUUUGAGGAGGAAGACCAUGGAAGCUGUGAAGAAGAACGACGUGAGAUCUGCUUUCGCCGGCCCUGAGGAAAUAAAAGCAAGAGAGCAACAGGUAGACACAUUUAAAGAUAUGAUUAGACAGCUAGAAUCAGAUCUUGAUAGCAAGGUUAAGGAAGCAACUAGCUCAGAAGCUACUGUUGAAGCUCUAAGGAAGCAAUCGGAGGGACUUCUUCUUGAAUAUGACCGAUUAUUAGCAGAAAACCAAGAACUUCGGAGUCAAUUACAGAUAUUGGACCACAAGAUUUCACUUUCCACUUUCAAGAAGGAUUCGUAAAAGGGAUUUUCACCACCCCACCUGUGAAUGAUUUUGUAUGUUGUUCCUUGGUCUUCCUUUUGUAGUUAUAUUGUAAGUUUUUGAUCUUUUCCAUUUUAUUUAACAUCAUUUGUGCCACUUGAGAGAGAAUGAUAAGCAAGAAACAAUACAAGAAAUACAAAAAGAGUUAUCCUGAA
This is a messenger RNA of Spinacia oleracea (spinach), 1015 nucleotides long. RefSeq lists its product as uncharacterized. NCBI's taxonomy places the organism in Eukaryota, Viridiplantae, Streptophyta, Magnoliopsida, Caryophyllales, Amaranthaceae. Bases 171 to 839 code for a protein of 222 amino acids. The transcript is spliced from 2 exons. Gene Ontology annotation, cellular component: endoplasmic reticulum membrane; endoplasmic reticulum. Gene Ontology annotation, biological process: intracellular protein transport; endoplasmic reticulum to Golgi vesicle-mediated transport. The record is from RefSeq and is a predicted model, not a curated record.